CAUUUUCUCCAAUGAAACGCAAAAAGGUUAAAUUAUUGUCCGAUUAUUUUGCAUUUAUAUUGAGGUGAAAUGGAUUUCUAGUUUGCGCGCAAGCUACAACAAUGCACCAAGGUGCCCAAAACACACAAAAAGUUAUGAAAAUGUAUUACAAAAACGUUGCCACCAUGGCGCCCAUACAACAACAACCAGCGAUCACCACAUUCUUAGGACCGGAUUUCAUAUUUUCAAAAACCAGCAUAUCCGAUUUUGACUUAAAUCUUUCUUUUGACUAUGACAACAUCUUCAACUUCGACAUUUCAAAUGGUCAUGGAUUGUCUGGAUUUGCCAACGGAGCUCUACUGGGACGGCAAAAUGGAGCCAUCAUCCCCGCCGUCCACAGUGGCCAGCGAUCUAUUUUCGCUUAACGAAACAUCAGUAGCGAAUUGGCUCUUUGACGAUAACUUUGCAAAUGAUAUAACACAUAUGAGCGAAGAUGUAGCUUUGGAUCUGAAACAUACAACCCCACUGGGAGUGCUAAGUAGCCAACAUUUCGAAGUGGAGUUCUUAGAUUUUAACGAUGAAGAGUGCUUGCUGGACCAAAAGUUGCCGCAGUACAUCGACUAUGAAUCUAACAAUCUGCAGACAGUCAUCGAUGUUGUGGGGCAGCCCAUCUUACCCAUAACCAAAGUACAAGCAGCUUCGCCAAUCGAGCUAUACCCGGGUCAGUACGAGGCGGCGGCUGAGCUUGCGCAGCUAACGCCCCCCCAGUCGCCGCCGCAGUGCAGUGGCAGUUAUCAGCAGCCUUUGAGGGGGGACCAGAUACCGCUGAUCUACGACCGUGAUUCUACAGCUAUACCAACAGCAAUACCAGUAGUAGCCGCCAACAACUACAACUUCAAUAGCUGGCCAAAUAAUCAGGCGACCAAUGUCAGCCCCUCCAAUGAAAUUGAGCGUGAAUCACAGCUGGUCGACGAGAUUGUGAAAAUUCGUGCCCAGGAACUGCAGUUACCCAAUUGGCAGCAGGAGGACUACAACGAUGACUGCGAAUCCCAAUUGUCGUCGGACGCUUCGAUUAGCUUUGGUGACAGCAGCAGCAUCACGGAUGAGGAUUGGCAGCCCGAGAGCAGCGGCUCCUCACCUUGCUACUCCAGCGGUCAUUUACACCAACAAACAUCGGAGUCAGCACCGGCCUCGCCAGUCGCCAGCAGCAGCAGCAGCAGCAGCAGCAUAACAUCCAGCACAGCCACUAAGAAGCGUACACGCACCUAUGGCCGCGGAGUGGAGGAUCGCAAAAUAAGAAAAAAAGAGCAGAACAAAAAUGCCGCCACACGCUAUCGCCAGAAAAAGAAGCUCGAGAUGGAGCAUGUGCUCAGUGAGGAGCAGGAGCUGGUCCAGCAGAAUACGAAACUCAUGCGGAAAUUGAGCGAAGGAAAGCGCGAGUUGAAAUAUUUACGCCAGCUCAUACGCGAAUUCCAUAAAGAUCAAAAGCAAUAAAUAGUCCACUCGAAAGACGGCCAUCGUUCUACUCUACCACAGAUUCGUUCUCUCUAUAACAUUUAAGCAAAUUUGCAAAGUUAUUGUCACGCUGUAAUAUCCACACAAAGAUUUCUUUCCCCCUCCUUACACCGCAUCAACAAAAUUGUUCAUUAUUUCUACCAAGCGUGCAUAAAUGCAAUUAUCCAAUCAAGAAAACAAUAACAAACAGCAGCCUGUCGUCGCCAACACCUCUGGCCCAUAUGACAAGUCAUCUGAGUAAGACUUCGAAGUUCUCUUUUGCCGGUGUUCGCUUUCGACACACCCCCAUCUUAAAGCUGCACAGGCCAACGUGCUCAGAUCCUUUGUGGCCUGGCACAACAAUUUGUUAAUGAAAAACAUAAAACCCUUUUUGUCAUACGAACAUGAAAAUAAAACCCUGUGCUGCGGUUGCUGUGUAUUGAUUGCAUAUUGCACGCAUUUUAAAUAA
This is a messenger RNA of Scaptodrosophila lebanonensis, 1942 nucleotides long. RefSeq names its product activating transcription factor of chaperone (gene crc). The record is from RefSeq and is a predicted model, not a curated record. Lineage: Eukaryota; Metazoa; Arthropoda; Insecta; Diptera; Drosophilidae. Gene Ontology annotation, molecular function: RNA polymerase II transcription regulatory region sequence-specific DNA binding; DNA-binding transcription activator activity, RNA polymerase II-specific. The transcript has 5 exons. Gene Ontology annotation, biological process: regulation of transcription by RNA polymerase II. Gene Ontology annotation, cellular component: nucleus. The coding region runs from base 271 to 1473 and encodes 400 amino acids.